AUGGCUUCUGGUGACCUUGAACGUGCCAAAUCUCUACAGGAACAGUUGAAGAAAGCUGUUGAAGCUUUUACAGCUGAAGGACCCUGGGUCCCCGCUUUAAAAGCUGGGAUGGAAAUUGUAACGGGAAUAAGGUUCGGUCCCCCGGCAUUACCUCAAAGACCAAUUUCUGAAGCGGCAAGAAAAAGAAUUGAAGAAAAACUUAGGAUUUUGAAACUUAUAAAUUGA
Messenger RNA from Danaus chrysippus (African queen), 225 nucleotides. NCBI's taxonomy places the organism in Eukaryota, Metazoa, Arthropoda, Insecta, Lepidoptera, Nymphalidae. The record is from the annotation of a GenBank genome assembly.